Molecule: messenger RNA, 2037 nt
Organism: Carya illinoinensis
Lineage: Eukaryota; Viridiplantae; Streptophyta; Magnoliopsida; Fagales; Juglandaceae
Product: probable beta-1,4-xylosyltransferase IRX10L
Exons: 5
Coding region: 471-1685 (404 amino acids)
Biological process (GO): plant-type secondary cell wall biogenesis; glucuronoxylan biosynthetic process
Molecular function (GO): 1,4-beta-D-xylan synthase activity; glucuronoxylan glucuronosyltransferase activity
Source: RefSeq, a predicted model, not a curated record
AUUGAGAGACUGUCAAAGGGACGGUAGACUUCGGUAUGGCACGAGGUGACCUCUUCGUCAAACCGCGGAGAUUUAAUUGAAGUUCCAGAAAGGAAAGAGGGGUUGAGCUUUGUUUCUUCAAAACAAAUCUAUCGUUAAUUUCUCUGUCUCACUUUGCUGCUGGAGCAAAACCCAUUUCCUUGAACUCCAACGAUGGCCCAACUAUAACCUCUCUUCUUCUGCUUUUUCUUCAAGUUCCAAUCUUCUUUAGGACAUAUUUUCCAGCAUCGUUCUGACUUUCCUCGCCUUUCUUUCUACUUUGCUUAUUCUGUUAUCGGAGAGUCCAUAUUCUUGUUUUGUUGGUGGAGAAAAAAGAAGAUGAAGGGUUGGAGGUGGAUUUGUGUUGGCCUUCUUUAUGCCGCCUUUGUGUUUAGGAUUGAUGCGGUUGGGCAGCGCCGGGGUCAACCCACUGAGCGAAUUUCAGAUUUUUGAUGCAGAGGUUGAGGAGGAGGAGGAGGAGGAGGAGGAGGAGGCUGAGCUCGAGGAGGCAGCUCUGCCAGAGUAGUGCUGGUGAUGUCUUGGAAGAUGAUCCAGUGGGAAGGUUGAAAGUUUUUGUGUAUGAGCUUCCAAGUAAAUAUAACAAAAAGAUUCUGCAAAAGGAUCCAAGAUGCCUAACCCAUAUGUUUGCAGCUGAGAUCUACAUGCAUCGAUUUCUCUUAUCUAGCCCUGUUCGAACCCUUAAUCCUGAAGAAGCUGAUUGGUUUUACACCCCUGUAUACACUACUUGUGACCUGACACCAAAUGGCCUCCCUUUGCCAUUUAAGUCUCCUCGGAUGAUGAGGAGUGCAAUACAGCUCAUUUCUUCUAACUGGCCUUACUGGAAUCGGACAGAAGGUGCUGAUCACUUUUUUGUAGUCCCUCAUGACUUUGGAGCAUGCUUCCAUUAUCAAGAGGAGAAGGCAAUUGAAAGAGGAAUUCUUCCCUUGCUCCAACGUGCAACACUGGUUCAGACUUUUGGACAACAGAAUCAUGUUUGUUUAAAAGAAAGCUCGAUUACAAUACCACCAUAUGCUCCUCCACAAAAAAUGCAAGCCCACCUGAUUCCUGAGAGAACUCCCAGGUCUAUAUUUGUGUACUUCCGGGGAUUGUUUUAUGAUGUGGGAAAUGACCCAGAAGGUGGUUAUUACGCAAGAGGUGCACGUGCAGCAGUGUGGGAGAACUUCAAGGACAAUCCGCUUUUUGACAUUUCCACAGAGCACCCAACAACAUAUUAUGAGGACAUGCAACGAGCUGUCUUUUGUUUAUGCCCCCUUGGCUGGGCUCCUUGGAGCCCGAGAUUGGUAGAAGCAGUGAUAUUUGGUUGCAUCCCCGUUAUCAUAGCAGAUGACAUUGUGCUACCCUUUGCUGAUGCCAUCCCAUGGGAAGAAAUUGGGGUCUUUGUAGCUGAGAAGGACGUUCCUAACUUAGAUACAAUCCUCACAUCAAUCCCGUCAGAUCUAAUUCUGAGGAAGCAAAGAUUGCUUGCCAACCCUUCGAUGAAGCAAGCAAUGUUGUUUCCACAACCAGCUCAACCAGGAGAUGCAUUCCAUCAAGUUCUAAAUGGACUGGCAAGAAAGUUGCCACAUGACAAGAGUAUUUACUUGAAGUCAGGUGAGAAAAUCCUAAACUGGACUGCAGGUCCAGUGGGUGAUCUGAAACCUUGGUAGCAGCUAUGGCAUUGCAUUCUCAACUCUAACUGGAAUGCUUGGAAUUAUGCCGUUUAAUCCACCCUUGUGAUCUUUUGAGAGCGUCUUGUUCUAAUUGAGGUGGUCAUUUGGGUUUAAGUCUUUUUUUUUUUUUUUACUUGGCUAAAAUGCAUUAUACUUUCUUUUCUUGCGCUUUUAGUUGGUGCUCGUUUGUUGUAAUUUUCCCUGUGGUGAAGUUCUUGAAACCAGUGGCUUCUUUUUCGGUUAUCAUCCACCUUUAAGUACAGGAAGCAACUUCUAAAUCAGGAUUUAUUCAUUCUCUCUAUUUUACAGUAGUGUAUUUGGCCAUAAAAAAAUUUGUCAUCUUUGUAAA